AUGUCCAGCACAAAGGAAUUAUCGAUUUGGAGCAAACGCUAUCGGCGGCAAAUACUUGUUACCAUCGUGGCACACAUUAUAACUUUUACUCAUGGCAUCAGUUUGGGUUGGCUUUCGCCCAUUAUACAAGUGCUACAAUCGCCCGAAUCGCCACUCAACUUUACGAUUACCACCGAUCAGGUGUCCUGGAUUGGUUCCCUUUUUGGUAUCGGCUUUCUGGUGGGAAAUAUCUUCUUUGGAUUCACGCUGGACCGGUUGGGAAGAAAACUCAACAUGUAUUUGAUGGCUCUACCACAUAUGCUUUUCUGGAUUCUAAGCUAUACGGCACAGAACAUCAAUUAUCUAUACGCUGGACGUUUCUUUGCGGGCUUCACGAGCAGCGGCAUGUAUGUGAUCAUACCCAUCUUCAUUAGCGAGUUAUCAGACAAGGAAAUACGUGGCGCCCUUACUGCGAUGGCGAUGGGUUUCCUCAGCACCGGUAUUUUACUUGGCUAUGCGUUGCCCGCAUAUCUUGACUACUUCUUGGUGCCAUGCAUUAUAAUUGUAUUGCCCAUUCUUUACUUUGUUGCCUGUUUGGCAUUUCCUGAAACGCCACAAUAUCUCCUAAAGCGUGGACAUACCAAACGCGCGGAAAAGUCUUUUAAUUUCUACAAGGGUCUGCCAGAAUUGGAGGAGAAUUCGCAACAAAAAUCCAAUAGAGACUUAGAACUGCCACGGCACACACUUCCAGCGAGCAGUGAAUUUGAGGAACUUAAAACGGCUGUGCUGUCAGGUGGACUGGCCACGCCCAUCACGAUUAAAGAUUUUUUCACCAAAUCGGCCAUGUUUAAAUUUUUCACCGCCUUCAUUGUGUGCAUUUUGAAUCAGUUCUCCAGCAGCUUCGUCUUCGUCAGCUAUAUGUCCGCUAUUUUCGCCUCCUCCGGUUCGACGAUGGAUCCCAACGAGUGCACCAUUUAUAUGGGUGUAGUGGAGAUAGCGGGAACGGUCACAUCGACGGUGCUGGUGGAACGUUUUGGACGGAAAGUACUUUUGCUUUCCUCCACAGCUGGAAUGGCUGCGUCCAUGUUUGCCUUCGGCAUUUUCGUACAAUUCACCGACGAUGCGACCAAAGCACAAUACGACUGGGCGCCGUUGGUGCUAAUGGCGUUGGUGGUAUAUACGGCUGCGUUCGGCAUUGUUGGAUUGACAUAUACAAUCAUUGUGGAAAUAUUGCCAGCGAAGAUUCGCGGUCAAGCUCAAGCGAUCAGCAUGGUAUUCAUGAGUAUCUGUGUGUUCGGCGCGCUACAUCUCUAUCCUAUGUUCCUAUACAACUAUGGCCUGCCCAUUACCAUGUACUCGUGCACAGGAGUUUGUGUUGUUUGCGGAAUUUAUCUCAUGAUUUUCCUCGAGGAGACGAAAGGCAAAUCAAUGGAGCAUGAUUAG
This is a messenger RNA of Bactrocera tryoni, 1422 nucleotides long. Its product is annotated as facilitated trehalose transporter Tret1-like. Gene Ontology annotation, biological process: transmembrane transport; carbohydrate transport. NCBI's taxonomy places the organism in Eukaryota, Metazoa, Arthropoda, Insecta, Diptera, Tephritidae. Gene Ontology annotation, cellular component: membrane. The record is from RefSeq and is a predicted model, not a curated record. Gene Ontology annotation, molecular function: sugar transmembrane transporter activity. The coding region runs from base 1 to 1422 and encodes 473 amino acids. The transcript has 6 exons.